AUGAGGGUUUCUUGGAGUGCAUCAGACCGUGACGGCGAGUUGAGCAGUCCUGCCUCUGCCUCCGUCGCGGCUUCUGCAGGCCCACAAGCCUCAAAAACGGCGUCGGUGUUGUUUAUGCCCUCUGCAACUCAGGCGCCAGGCCGGACAAACCUCACGAUGAGUCCGUUUGCUACAGCUCCGGACGCCCGAGCCCAACGCCGGAGCUGCCGGCCGGGCGUGCCAAGGAACCGGAGGCCUCGGAGCACCGAGUUCGGCGGAUCACGUCACCGAGGCGACGGUGCUGGCAGCAUCUGCCCAAACGACCGUCGUCGGAUGACAAGUGGGCCGAUUCGUGAUCAGCCUGCAAAGGAAAGUUACUCAACGCUGCCAUCUUCUCGGCCUAUCCACUUUUACAAAACCGUCUUGUAUUAA
Molecule: messenger RNA, 411 nt
Organism: Protopolystoma xenopodis
Lineage: Eukaryota; Metazoa; Platyhelminthes; Monogenea; Polystomatidea; Polystomatidae
Source: the annotation of a GenBank genome assembly